AUGAUGUUGAGGAGGGAUAGGAGGUCAGGAGUGAGAUUCAUUGAGGAUGGUAGGGACCGAAGUCUCACAUUCUUCAAGAGGCGCUCUGGGCUUUUCAAGGCGGCAUCUGAUUUGUCCACCCUCACUGGCGCUAGGGUUGCAGUGGUGUUGGAGUCCGAACAUGGGAAGUUCUCCUCUUUCGGCACCCCAGAGGCUGGCCCCAUAGUUGAUGCUUUCCUUUUAGGGAGUGCACCAACAGAUCUUGAUAUCACUGAAGCAGAUAAGGCUUCAAUUACCAACUUGCAGAAUGAGGUGUUCCAGCUAGAGAAAGAGAAGACCAUGGAGGAUAAGAGGAAGAAGGAGAACAUAGCACGAACCAACAAUAAGAUCCAGGAGGCCUCAAAGCAAGCCAAGUAUGUUUAUGGUAACAUAGAGGAUCUUGAUGCCACUGAGCUCUUUGACAUGUACUGUGAGCUCUCACGAGUAAAGAAAGAGAUUGAUGAUUGCUUACCUACCUUGCUCCGUGGGGACAAAGUAGAAGCUGGUGGUCAUCUUAGAGAUCCGUCACUGCUGCAGCCCACUUGGUGGCGUUCCAUGCCUCCUCCACAAGUUGCGACACCACCAAAGUAUCCAUGGGCUUCCUUUCAAGCUUGCUUCCAUCAACAUCCAUGGUUGUCCACAUCUACAUCAGUGCCAACAAGGUCAGGCUCCUCGCUUCCAAACUCAAUGAUCCUUCCAUCACCGCUGGUACCACAAAACCCAUUGCAACAUCACUACCCUCUGGCACCACAUAGUCCUCCCACUUCCAGUGUGCAAUUCCAAGCACCCAAGACACUGCCAACACCUAUGGAAGCUCAUAACCCUUACACCAAUCACAUCCAUGGGAUAGACAUCAAUGAUAAUAGCUCACACCCAUUCUCAUUUUCACCUAUACUAUCUUCAUCGAUGACACCCCAACGAUCAUCAUUGCAAAUGACUCCACCAUUAGAUGAUUCAUUUUCUCUAUCGUUGUCACCGCAAAUUUCAUCCCCGAUGCAUCUAGGGUCAUCAUUCCAACAACAACUUCCUUUCAAUGUACAGAAUUACAACUCUGUGCUGCCACCUCAAAACUAUACAAAUGUUGGCUCAACUUUGAUCCAUUCUCAUCAAUUGUUCUAUAGUAACUUAUCAUCACCUGAACUAAAUGUUGAGUUGGGAAGCAUCGAGAAGAGUGGAGCCACCCAAGUUGGCGACGGUGGACACAAUGAGAGAUUUGGUUUGUCCAACCCUCCACAAAGUGAUGGUGGCUUGGAUUGGAUGAUGCCCAAUUCCUUUUAUGUAGGAGAAAGCUCUGGUGGUGGCGAUGCAGGAGGCAAUCUUGGUGGCCUCAACUCCCCUUGGUACUAG
This is a messenger RNA of Sorghum bicolor (sorghum), 1365 nucleotides long. Its product is annotated as transcription factor RLM1. The record is from RefSeq and is a predicted model, not a curated record. Gene Ontology annotation, molecular function: DNA-binding transcription factor activity, RNA polymerase II-specific; RNA polymerase II cis-regulatory region sequence-specific DNA binding; protein dimerization activity. Gene Ontology annotation, biological process: regulation of transcription by RNA polymerase II. Bases 1 to 1365 code for a protein of 454 amino acids. Lineage: Eukaryota; Viridiplantae; Streptophyta; Magnoliopsida; Poales; Poaceae. The transcript has a single exon.